Molecule: messenger RNA, 753 nt
Organism: Exophiala aquamarina CBS 119918
Lineage: Eukaryota; Fungi; Ascomycota; Eurotiomycetes; Chaetothyriales; Herpotrichiellaceae
Exons: 1
Coding region: 1-753 (250 amino acids)
Source: RefSeq, a predicted model, not a curated record
AUGGCCGUUCUCAAGAACAUCGUCCUUGCGGCCUCGCUGCUCGCUCCCGCUGUUGUGGCCAUCCCAAUGAUGGACAUGGACAAGCGCGCCAUCUACACUCACACCGAAACCGCCAUUGCUUGGGUCACCGUCGAAGAGACCACCACAGUCUGGGUUGAGCCUGCUGCUGCAACUCCCCCCCCGCCACCAGCUGCCACCACCACCAGCACUGUCCCAGCAGCCAUCUUCGCUCAGACCUCUUACAUUCCUUCGACUUUCACAACCCAGCCUGCCCCGGUCCCCACCACUCCGUCUGUUCCCGACGUUCCUGCUGUGGCUCCCGCUCCCGCUGCAUCAGCUCCGGUGGUCUCCUCUGCUGCCCCGGCUGCCUCAUCGUCCGUCCCAGUUCAGCCCAAGGACACUGCCGGCUCUACUACGGGUACCUGUGAAGGCUCCGGCGCCACCUGUGUUGGUGACGUGACCCAUUGGGAUGGUGGCCUUGGUGCCUGUGGAUGGAACGUCGACACCAACAGCCAAAUGGCCAUUGCUCUGCCACAUGCUUUCAUGGGCACUCAAUCCAACGGCAACCCUUAUUGUGGUCGAUCGGUCACUCUUGUCAACCCCACCUCUGGCACCACAGUGCAAGCCACUGUCGGCGACAAGUGUAUGGGGUGCGAGGGUAGAUCGAUCGACUGUACCGAUGCGCUGUUCAACGCCAUCACUGACGGAAAGGGUGAUGGUCGUCUCAGCGGCAUCCAGUGGUAUUUCUCCUAG